This is a messenger RNA of Linnemannia hyalina, 615 nucleotides long. NCBI's taxonomy places the organism in Eukaryota, Fungi, Mortierellomycota, Mortierellomycetes, Mortierellales, Mortierellaceae. The record is from the annotation of a GenBank genome assembly.
AUGGUCUCAUUCAAGCGCGCCUUGGUCUUUGUCGUCGCCGUCGUAGCCCUUGCAGCAUCUGCACAUGCUGGCAAGGGCCCUGUCAUCACCAACAAGGUCUACUUUGACAUUGAGCAGGAUGGCAAGCCCAUGGGCCGUGUUGUUAUCGGCCUUUUCGGAAAGACUGUCCCCAAGACUACAGAGAACUUUCUUGAGCUCGCCAAGGGUACCCAUGGCUUCGGCUAUGCCGGAUCGUCCUUCCACCGUGUCAUCAAGGACUUUAUGAUCCAAGGAGGUGACUUUACCAAUGGUAACGGAACUGGCGGCAAAUCGAUCUGGGGAGCCAAGUUUGCUGAUGAGAACUUUAAGCUUCGCCACACCGGCCCUGGAAUUUUGAGCAUGGCCAACGCCGGCAAGGACACCAACGGAUCCCAGUUCUUUAUUACGACUGUUAAGACCUCGUGGUUGGACGGACGCCACGUUGUAUUCGGUACUGUCAUGGAUGGCAUGGAUGUUAUUGCUGCGAUUGAGAAGACGCCUACUGCCCCCGGCGAUCGCCCCAAGGCUGCCGUCACCAUUGCCGCCUCCGGCGAGCUUGAGAUGGAGGCAGAUAAGAUUGUCCAUGCAGAGCUGUAG